AUGCCAGAGAUUACCUGCGAUGAAGAUCUACCCAAGCUUCUCAACACUCCAACAAAGCAGGUCAAAUGGGUCAAGAAAUUGAUUCUCAAACAUCUGGGUAGCGCCGUGGACCGUGUCGAUAGACCUCCUAUGCAGGGAAUGUUCAGUCGGACCUUCUUUUUGAUCCUAAAGGAUAAACGGGAGAUAGUGCAUCAGUUUCGUACCGAGCCACUUGAUCUUAAUGCCUUCAAAACCGCCAGACAGGCCCUAGGCUCUAUUGUGCCUGACGCUACUGCUCUAGAAGACGAAGAGCUUCUUGCGCAAGGAGUUUGGGCCUAUACCUUUAAUCUUUUGCCAGGCGAAAUGUGGUUACGAGGAAUUUCCGGUAAAGGGGCACAGGGCCGAAUCGCUAUCAAUAAAUCUCUUGGUCGCGUCCUAUCCAAGGGCUGCCUCGCGAGUAACAGUGAUGAGGCUGUUGAUGGCCGUAUCCGAUUACACCUUGAGGCCCUCUUGGCAUCGUCGGAAGAUGAUAUCAAACCAUAUCAGCAUCAACUUCAAAGUUUUGUUGAUAAGUUAGAGCAGUUCAAAGAGCUUCCACUAUGGGUUGCUCACUAUGAUCUUAACGAAGUGAACGUUCUCAUCGACGAGGACUGCAAUGUUACUGGCUUAAUUGACUGGGAGCUAUCUACGCCUCUUCCUUUCGGGAUUGGCUUCGGUCGUAUUCACACAUAUGCUGGCGAAUACAGUGGCGGGGAGUUUUGUGUACCAGAUGAAUUUGAAGAUGCGGAAAGGGCCUUUUGGCACGAGCUGUUCGAUGGAAUGCCAACAGAAAUCCAUCGGAAGCUGAAAGGCGAUAUGAACCUUGUCCAAGAUGCUGUUAUCCUUGGUACUCUUUUGGAUUGCCUUGCAUUCGAGAAUGGGAAGGUCAUUGUGGGCAAGGUUGCUAAAAAGGCACUCCCUAAGCUUCUUACUUACCGAAUCCCAUUCAUUCGAGGGCAAGGGCCUCCCUACCGAGAUUAA
Messenger RNA from Penicillium brevicompactum, 999 nucleotides. RefSeq lists its product as uncharacterized. NCBI's taxonomy places the organism in Eukaryota, Fungi, Ascomycota, Eurotiomycetes, Eurotiales, Aspergillaceae. The record is from RefSeq and is a predicted model, not a curated record. Bases 1 to 999 code for a protein of 332 amino acids. The transcript has a single exon.